UCCCAUUUUCCCAAAAAGCUUUGGGAGACUGGGGCGGAGACACGGCGGUGGUGACGGCGGAGUACUGGUUGAUCUGAGCUAGGCAUAACCUUUAGCAGAUCAGAUCAUCCAAAAAUGGAUCAUCAUCAUCAUCCCACCAUUUCCUCCGACGGCGCCACCACCGGCCCCAUCACCGUCGUGGCUGUUGAUAAAGACAAGAACAGCGCCUCCGCCGUGAAAUGGACGGUUGAUAAUCUCCUCAUCAGCAAUCCCUUUGUUAUCCUUCUCCACGUCCGCCACAAAGCCUCACCAAAUCAUCAGAAUGGUGGUCCAGAUGCACAUGGUGGGAUGAGUGAUCAUGAUGGGCAUUGCGUUUUCACACCAUUUCGCGCUUACUCUGCGCGCAGAGGAAUCAUAAUGAAGGAGGAUUUUAUUGAGGAUACUGAAGUGGCCAAGGCAAUUGUAGGGUACAUCAACACGCACCGCGUUUCCAACGUUGUUCUUGGUGCAUCAUCGCGAAGUGCGAUAUCCAGGAAAUUUUGGACUCAUGAUGUGCCAACUAUUGUGAACAAGACUGCCCCGGACUUCUGCUCGGUUUAUGUAAUCUCGAAAGGAAAGCAGCAAUCCAUCCGCCCAGCAGCGAGGCCUCUGACCAAUCUCCCAACUCACAUAUGGUCUCAUCAUGGCUCAUCAUCGCGUGCUUCUUCUAGGGGCAGUAGUGCUGCAUCAUCAUCAGCAGGAGAUGAUAGGAUAUCCGCCUGUUCUUCCAGGGGAGAGCACAGCGGGAGACCUUUUAGAAGAAGCGAGGACCGAGACGCUGAUGGCUCUGUCAGAAGGCCGUGGAAUUCAUCCUGCCGCAAUUCCCUCGCUGAGGACAACGACCUCUUUGCACCCAUCAGUGAUGGGUUUGAUAACGCCGCUGCAGCUCAAAACUUAGACUUCACAAGAAUAUCUGAUGCUGGGAGUGAUGCAUCCUCAAUAGCUUCUAAAGAUUUGGAGUCUGAGAUGAAAAGACUAAAAUUAGAGCUGAAGCAAACCAUGGAUAUGUAUAACAAUGCUUGCAAAGAAGCCAUCACAGCCAAGAAAAGCGCAAAAGAGCUUCAGCAGAUGAAGAUCGAAGAAUCUCAGAGGUUUGAGCAAGCUCGGCAAGCUGAGGAGGCUGCUUUGAGAAUGGUUGAGAUGGAGAAGGCUAAAUGCAAAGCUGCCAUGGAAGCAGCCGAGAAAGCGCAAAAGAUAGCGGAGAUGGAGGCACAAAGAACAAAGUAUGCAGAGAUGAAGGCGAAGAAAGAGACGGCAGAAAAGAAUCGAGCAUUAAGCGUGCUAUCCAAAAGUGAUUGUCGGUACAGGAAGUAUAGCAUAGAUGAGAUUGAAUUUGCCACAGAAAAGUUUUCAAAAUCAAUGAAGAUUGGCGAAGGCGGAUAUGGACCUGUUUAUCGAGGCAAACUCGACCACACCCCCGUUGCCAUCAAAGUUCUAAGGCCUGAUGCUGCCCAAGGAAGAAAACAAUUCCAACAAGAGGUUGAGGUACUAAGUCUGAUGAGACAUCCAAACAUGGUUCUUCUGUUGGGUGCAUGUCCCGAGUAUGGAUGCUUAGUAUAUGAAUACAUGGAAAAUGGAAGCUUGGAAGACCGUCUGUUAAGAAAGGGUAAUACCCCGGCAAUCCCAUGGGAAAUUAGGUUCAAAAUUUCAGCAGAGAUUGCAACAGCGCUUCUAUUUCUUCAUCAAUCAAAGCCGGAGCCUCUCGUGCACCGGGACCUUAAGCCAGCGAACAUCCUUUUGGACCGCAAUUUCGUGAGCAAAAUCAGUGAUGUCGGGUUGGCACGACUAGUCCCACCAUCCGUAGCUGAUGAUGUGACACAAUAUCACAUGACUUCAGCUGCGGGGACGUUUUGUUACAUAGACCCCGAGUAUCAGCAGACUGGAAAGCUAGGGACUAAGUCAGACAUAUAUUCACUUGGAGUGAUGUUGCUCCAGAUUAUCACAGCAAAGCCCCCUAUGGGAUUAACCCACCAUGUUGAGAGGGCAAUUGAGAAAGGCACAUUUGCAGAUUUGUUAGACCCAACAAUCUCAGACUGGCCUGUAGAAGAGGCUCUUCACUUUGCCAAAUUGUCACUCCAGUGUGCUGAGCUCCGCAAGAAAGACAGACCCGAUCUUGGUUCAGUCAUAUUACCAGAGCUCAACCGGUUGAAAGAACUCGCGCUCCAAAGCUUGGCAAGUAAAAAUGGUACCCAAACGUUUGGACGACAUUAUUGUUGAAUCAAGUCGAUCUUCUUCUUCAAUCAUCCUAAAUCUCCAUCCCGGAUUACUUUACAGAGGUGUGAAGCUACUUAAGGCUCUGCAAUGAAGUGGCCUGAGAAGCGAUAACCUUAGGCCGGCCACAAGGAUGUGGAUAAGGAAACCCGGGGGAGAAAAGAACAAGUUUUUGGCAUGAGUUAUUGAUUGAUGUAUCCUUAUAACUGAUGAGAAAUCAGUUGUUGUGUAAGACUUGUUGACACGAUCAAUCUGAAUUUACUUGUUCUCGAUCAAUAAACAUGUUCAAAUGGUUUACACCCGAAGAUAUAUAAACACACACACACACAUUAUUUGAUGAAAUGAUGCUU
Ipomoea nil (Japanese morning glory) is the source of this 2579-nucleotide messenger RNA. RefSeq names its product U-box domain-containing protein 35-like. Lineage: Eukaryota; Viridiplantae; Streptophyta; Magnoliopsida; Solanales; Convolvulaceae. The transcript is spliced from 8 exons. Gene Ontology annotation, biological process: protein phosphorylation. Bases 115 to 2235 code for a protein of 706 amino acids. The record is from RefSeq and is a predicted model, not a curated record. Gene Ontology annotation, molecular function: protein kinase activity; ATP binding.